AUAUAGGGGGGGCACGCACCACCACCCCAGCUACCCAUCCCGUGCGCCUACGCCUCGCCAGAUCGCACCUACCCUGCCGGCCUGCCCCCAUCACAUCAAUACAAGUGUUCGCUCGCUACGUGCCGUCGUCUCCGGAGACCCUCCGUGCACCACCAUGGCCGUGUCGGAGCUCGAGGUCGACGGCGUCGUCUUCCCGCCGCUCGCCCGCCCGCCGGGCUCCGAGCACGCCCACUUUCUCGCCGGCGCAGGCGUGCGGGGGAUGGAGAUCGGGGGCAACUUCAUCAAGUUCACGGCCAUCGGCGUCUACCUGCAGGCCGACGCCGCCGUCUCCGCGCUCGCCGCCAAGUGGGCCGGCAAGCCCGCCGCCGACCUCGCCUCCGACGCCGCCUUCUUCCGCGACGUCGUCACCGGCGAGUUCGAGAAGUUCACGAGGGUGACGAUGAUCCUGCCGCUGACGGGCGCGCAGUACUCGGACAAGGUGACGGAGAACUGCGUCGCCUACUGGAAGGCCACCGGCGUGUACACGGACGCCGAGGCCGCCGCCGUCGACAAGUUCAAGGAGGCCUUCGGGCCCCACAGCUUCGCCCCCGGCGCGUCCAUCCUCUUCACCCACUCCCCCGCCGGCCUCCUCACCGUCGCCUUCUCCAAGGACUCGUCCGUGCCGGAGUCCGGCGGCGUGGCCAUCGACAACGCCCGGCUCUGCGAGGCCGUGCUGGAGUCCAUCAUCGGCGAGCACGGGGUGUCGCCGGCGGCCAAGCUCAGCCUGGCCACCAGGGUCGCCGAGCUGCUGGAGGGGGCCGCCCUCGCCGGCGGCGAGCCGGCCGCGGAGGCCGUGUCGGUUUCGGUGUGAACGAACCGGGGGGCAUGCACCGCGCGUCCGUCACUGGUGUGGUGGCUUGUGUGGCUGGUGGUGUCCGUGGUGGGACGUCGUGUUCCCUCCAUUUCCUCACGGUUUGUUGGUUUUCUUCCCUGCACAUGCAACCAUGCGUGGAUAACUAUGAGUCUGUGGUGAUUUACUUGGAUUAAUAAAGAAACUCUUUACAUCU
Aegilops tauschii subsp. strangulata is the source of this 1046-nucleotide messenger RNA. Its product is annotated as chalcone--flavanone isomerase. Gene Ontology annotation, molecular function: chalcone isomerase activity. Gene Ontology annotation, biological process: flavonoid biosynthetic process. The record is from RefSeq and is a predicted model, not a curated record. Lineage: Eukaryota; Viridiplantae; Streptophyta; Magnoliopsida; Poales; Poaceae.